AUUGCAGAUUUUGUAGUGGUAGUGCUUAUAUGAAUUUUACGCAUGCUCCAUUGUGGUAGAUCUUUUAUUCCUUGUUUAGAAAGAUGGCAGACAACACACUUUAUGAUAUUUUAGGUGUGCCCAGAAAUGCAGUAGCUAAUGAAAUUAAAAAGCAAUAUAGGAAGCUAGCGAAAGAAUUUCAUCCUGACAAAAAUCCAGCUGCCGGCGACAAAUUUAAAGAAAUAAGCUAUGCAUAUGAAGUCUUGUCAGAUCCAAAAAAGAGGUCCCUGUAUGACAGAGUGGGUCUUAAAGGUAUGCAGGAGGGUGCUCACGAUGGAUUUGGUGGAGAUGAUUUACUUUCACACUUAUUCGGCGGUGGUUUAUUUGGAGGGUUUGGUGGGGGAGGACCGCGAAGGAGGCUUAGAGGUGAAGAUACAGUGCAUCCUUUAAAAGUAUCUCUGGAAGAUAUGUAUAAUGGGAAAACAUCAAAACUACAAUUAAGUAAGAAUGUGAUCUGUAAUACUUGCAGCGGAAAAGGUAGUAAAAGCGGAAACACUGAGAAAUGUAACACUUGUAAUGGUUGUGGAUUGAAAGUAACAUAUAGACAAGUUGUUCCAGGAAUGGCACAACAAACCCAAACACGUUGUCCAGACUGUCAUGGUGAGGGUGAAAUAAUCAAGGAAAAAGAUAGAUGCACUAGUUGCAAGGGCAAAAAAGUAUGUAAUGAGACUAAAAUACUAGAAGUUCAUGUUGAUAAGGGCAUGAAAGAAAACCAAAAAAUCUUCUUCAGAGGUGAAGGUGACCAACAGCCAGAUGUAGAACCUGGAGAUGUAGUGAUUAUUUUACAGCAGAAACCCCAUGAAAGAUUCCAAAGAAAUGGUGAUGAUCUACAUGUUAAACAUAGUAUUUCCUUAACAGAAGCCCUUUGUGGUUUUUCCUUUGUAAUUCAUCAUCUAGAUGGAAGAGAUAUUCUUGUAAAACAACCUCCAGGAGAAGUUAUUAAACCAGGUGGUGUAAAGUGUGUAAGAGGUGAAGGUAUGCCCCAUUACAAAAACCCAUUUGAAAAAGGUAACAUGUAUAUAUCAUUUGAUGUUAAGUUUCCUGAAAAUCAUUUCACUAGUGAGAAUAAUCUAAAAGCAUUAGAAACUCUUUUACCCCCUAGAUCUUUAUUCACAAUGCCUAUAGGAGAACAUGUAGAAGAAGUCGAUUUACAAGACGUGGAUCCAACAGAUAAAGGCCAUUCCUCUCGAGGUGAAGCUUAUGCAAGUGAUGAUGAAGAACAAACACAUGGGCCAGGUUUACAAUGUGCACAUCAAUAGAAUAUUACUUUUUAGUUAUUGCAAAUCUGUAUGUUGUUCUGCGCUUCUUUCUGACAAAGGAUCUUAUAUUUUGAAAUUGAUUCCGUAGAAAAAUGAGUUUUUAUUUAAUAUUAUUUUGUAUUUUACAUAACUAUGGCAACUUCAGACUGUAGUGUAGAAGGUACUGUUAUUGUUUUUCAUCAUUUGCUCUUAUUUAUUGCAUUGUAUACUUCUGUUACUCAUAUUUCUACAUAGAUGAAAUAAUACAAAUUAUUUUAACAUAACUUUGUUCUUAUUUUAACGUGUGAAUUCGACAGGAUUUCUGCAACAUACAUUUUUUACCAGAAGCUCAGUAUCUAGGGUUUUUGGAGAUUUAAAUCUAUUGAAAUUGAUAAUUUUAUUUUAAGAUAAAAAAUUUAUCAGUUUAAGUUGAAAUUAAUAAAAAGAACAGCUUGUAAAUAAAUAUUUAUUAUAUAGGUAAUAUAUUCAUUCAGGAACUAAAUGUCUAAUAUCUUAGCUUUUAAUGGUCAGUUAAAAAUGUUUUUAUUCCUGACAUGACCUUCACUUUUUUAAAUAUCAUUCAAAGUACUUUCUUUUUUUACUAUUAGCAUUAUCAUUAGCUCUAAACAAUCAAGUACCUAAUAUUUUACAAAAUAUUUGUAUAUCUAAUCAUUGCUCACCUGAUAAUUCUAUAAAAUAUUUUUUUAAAGGCAGUGUCAUGUCUAGCUUUGGAUCUGCUCUGCCUACAUUGUACACUAUAGGUCCAAGAAGUAACAAAGUAUCAUGCUAUAACUUUUAAGCUGAUUCUAAGGUGUUAAGCUAGAAUAUUAUUAAUAAAAGGUUGAACACAUUUUUUCUUAUUAUGUCUGGUGUAAUUUGGUUAUUUUUGGUACUUAAAUGUUAAUUGAUUUAUGCAUUCAACUGCUCAUACAUAACCACAGUUAUGUAGAUGUUUUUCUUUAUAUCCUUAUGUAGACAGAUCUUUAUUUAUAUAACUUUAAAAACUUUUUUCAAAAGAUAUUUUAAAAAAAUUAGAUGCCACGUAAAAAGCAAAUAUCACAUUUUGAUACAAUCACGUUUUUUUGUAGUGGACUGUCUUACUAAAUUACAUAUGUGUAAAAAUCUCUUUUUGCAAGCUACUAAAGAUAGAUAAGUUAUUACUAAAUAAAACAUGUGAUAAUGUAUUCGAAUAUUUUACAAAAUAAUGUAUCAACUUUAAACACAUUUAUAGACAUAUACUGUGAUAUUGGCAUGAAAUGUAUGUUGUAGUACUUAAAAUUAUGUGAAAUACCUCUUUAUUUUUGUAUUAUUUUGAAAAAUUAUGACACUAGAUAAGCAGCGUAAAUUUUUAAUCCACUAAGUGUUUUUAAAUCAAUUUUGAUCAAUGGGAUUGUUUAUUUCUUAUCAAAAAUGUCUUUUUAUCAACAUUUGAGAUGAUCCAUAAUGUAUAAAAUAUAAUUUGUCUGGUUUAUGCUCCAAAAUUUGAGGAAUUCUCAAUUUCUAACUACUUAAUUAAAGAGAAUUAUUAGCCACUUCUUAUUUUUCAUUAUUAGUUAUGUAUCUUAUCAUAUUUUGAUUUAUGACUAAUACUCAUUGUAUUUUUGUUAUGUUCAACUAUCUUUUCAUUUUUUCCUUAAGUCAGAAGCUAGAUGGGCUUUUUUUGAUUGGGCUGUUCAAUAUCAUCUCUUUUAACAUAAAAUUAUCCACAAAAGUUUAAAGACCCACGUCAUCCAUUACCUUAUAGUAAUGUUUAAAGAAUGAUUUUACAAUUUUCUUGAAAAUAAAUGCCAAUUUUCCUGAUUGUGCAUGUUUAUUAAAUUCCUUGAAAUCAUCUCAGGAUAUUAAUUUAAAAUAUAGAUCAAUAAAUAAUGGUUCCUGUGCAAGUAAAUGAUAUACCUCGUUAAUUCCCUUUUUGAUUUAAGAGACAUACUUUUUGAAUUAAAAUUUACCCAAGCUUGCCUUGAUUAUUAUUCAAGUGUGUUUGUGUACUUGAGCUAUAAAACAUUAUGACAGAAACUCAUUUUGAGAAUUUUUUUAUUUAUUUUGAUUUGUUUGUAAAUAAUGGUGAUGUGGACAGUAUUUUUCAUUUUCUCAUUACCUGAGAUAAAUGUAAUUUAAAAUAGACAUGUUUUAAAAAUAAACCGAACAGUUUCAUGU
Diabrotica balteata is the source of this 3434-nucleotide messenger RNA. NCBI's taxonomy places the organism in Eukaryota, Metazoa, Arthropoda, Insecta, Coleoptera, Chrysomelidae. The record is from the annotation of a GenBank genome assembly.